Messenger RNA from Leptomonas pyrrhocoris, 2555 nucleotides. RefSeq lists its product as hypothetical. Lineage: Eukaryota; Euglenozoa; Kinetoplastea; Trypanosomatida; Trypanosomatidae. Bases 117 to 2555 code for a protein of 812 amino acids. The record is from RefSeq and is a predicted model, not a curated record. Gene Ontology annotation, biological process: mitotic G2 DNA damage checkpoint signaling; DNA replication initiation; mitotic DNA replication checkpoint signaling. The transcript has a single exon.
GACACAACUUGGGGCGGAGACACUUGCAGAAAACAAUAACAAAGGAUAUAUAAACACUCUAUUGUAUUUUGAUAGGUGGACUCCGAAUACAUUCCUUCCGUUUUCCGUGAGGCAAGAUGCCGUCAAAGACCCUCGGCUCCGCAGGCGCUGAGGUGGACUCCGCUGUGUCAGCGCGCAGCAGCCCACGGGAGCCGAAUGCUGCGGCGAAGGCAGUAAAGGAACAAGGCGCGGUCCUGUUUGCCCUGCACACCAACCUCUGCAAACAUCAGAAAUCAGUCAAUCAGGCCUUCACCUCACUGGGGCAGGCGUGCCGAGCGCUGGUCGCGUCUGUUGUCGCGCACCAAUCCACUGAGACCAGUCCCCCAGAAAUCGCUGCGCACUCUGCGACGUCAACGGACACGUCGGCAGACGACCGAACCACGGCCACUUCCGCCGCCGGCUCCGCGGCACGCCAGUUCGCACAGCUACUGCGGCGUGUGGAGGCGCUGCAUCAGUUUCUCUUCACAAAUCUUUACGUUCAUCAGCGGGAGAGUGCACUGCAGCUUUUGGUCGGGGUGGAGCGUUUUGUGCUGGAGGCGGCAGACAGCAGCGACGUCGAUGAGGCCUCGCGCGACGCUGCGGGGUACGCGGAACUGCGCUCUCAAAUAGCACAACUCCGCUACCGGCUGUCCAACGCCUCUCAUGCCCUCGCUGCCACGGCAUGCGAUCCAUUUCUUCACACCUCCUGCAGCGCACCAGUGGCCGCGUCUACCACGAUCGCGCCCGCUCCUUCCUCCUCUUCUUUGGCCGUGACGAGUCCGCCGCGUCUCUUUGCCCUCUCCUCUCAUUUUCUCACUUCGGGCGAGGAGGGGCAACGAAGCCUCCUCGUUGUCCUGCGCGCUGCGCAGCGCCGCUUUGGCAUACACGGCGUUGUCCUGAGCAGCACCGGCUCGCACGCCACGCCGCCCAUGCACGAGGUGCAGCUGGCGAGGCAGCUCGGGUGUCUGUGUCUGGUCAUCCCGCACCAGUGCCGCAGGACGUACCCCGCACCCUCCCCAAUACCCACCCCGACCGAUCGCGACGUGCUGACGUACGACCGCGCCUGCGGCGACCACAACGCGGCGGCUCGGGGGACCGAGGAGGACGAUGCAACGGGCCGCCCGCCGUCCGCCACCCCGCCUCCGCCCCCGCCCCACCCAUUCAAUAGCAGCGAUGACGAAGACGAGUUGAUGAGCGGCGGUGCCGACGCGCGGACAUCGGCGCUGGAGCAGCUCUUCCUCUCGCUGGAGGCGGAGAUGCCGGGGCAGGGUGCCGAGUUGACGCCGCUCUGGUCGCCCACCGCCGCUCUAACAGGCAACGCGACCGUCGACAGGGUGGAGUGUGCCGAGGUGGUGCACCGUGCGGCCCUCAAGCGAGCGGGACGGCAGCCGACGCACCGCCUGAGGCGCCCUCGGCACGACUCGCAGCACAACCCACCGUUGUCCUCCUCCACCCCUGCCACCGUCACCCCCGCGUCGUCGGCCUCCCUCGACACGAUGGCCGAACCGUUUCGCCGUUGUGCCGGCUCAGCCGUGUGCCCAUCGCAGCCUGGUGAGACGGCCGACGACGCCGUCAGCAACGGCGAGCACAGCUCCCUCUUUUCGCCACACACGAUGGAGUCCCAGCACAUCGGCGUCACGCAGUACGGCCUGCCUCCCACGUUCUCCGGCUCCGUCGAGUCUGCGGGACACACCACGCCCCUCGCUGUGCAGCCGGAGGUGGCAGACGAGGCCUCGGCGGUGGAGGAGGCGCCUGCCCGUCCUCCUCUCUUUCAGAUCAGCAACUCGGUGCGCUAUCUGAAGCCGCAGCUGAUCGAGGCGGUGGAGCAACUGGGCGGUGUGGUGGACCUCAGCUCCGGCUACAGCCCCGGUUGCCGCUUCCUCAUUGUGGCCGAGGGCAUCACGGAGCGCACGGAGAAGUACCUCGGCGCGUGUGCGGCGGCGGCCUUCAUUGUGCCUCCUCGCUACGUCUUUGACUCUCAGCGACGCGGCUACUGGCUGGCAAAUCGCGUACACGAGUAUGACAUGAGUCCGCAGCGGGCGAUGGCUCACCAACCACGGCCGCCGCCGAUCUUCCGCAACUGGCGCGUGGUGCUCAUCACCUGUCGCAGCGCAGCCGCGCGAGGGAUUCGUGCUGCCCUGCUGGCCGGUGGCUGCACGCAGGCGACGGCCUUCGUGGUGGACCUCACGGCGGAGGCCCCCAUCAGCGUGAGCGCCCGCACGCACGUGUAUGACGAGACGAGUGCGGUGGAGGGCGUCGUGGAGGGCGUGUGCCCGACAAGCGCCAUCGCCGCGACCACGCUCGCCGCCGCCACCCACAUCUUGGUGGAGUGCAGCAGUGUCACGGCGCAGGGGUGCUUCCAACUGCCCGACUGGGUGCCCAUCUGCGUGCGUCGGCCCGAGUACGCCAGCCGCGUCUUCACACUGGAGCUUCUCUACUUCUGCCUCUGCACGCACCCCGAGCGCAUCUUCAACGACGAAGGGCUGCUGUGCGAUGAGGAGGCCCUCACACCCGCGUGCAGGGUGGAGCCGGUGUGA